AUGUCAGACGACGAAGCAACACCGCACUUUGACACUCCGGAGCAGGAGAUCAAGCACUGGAAGUCCAAGGUGGCCGACAUGCAGGAUGCCCUCCGCGAGGCCCAGAGCUCCCUCACCGACUUCAUGGAGUCAAGCAAAGACCUCGAGGCCGAGAUGGAAAAGGAAAUCUCGGCGUCCAGCAAGACCAUCAGCGGUCUACAGCGCGCAAACGAGUCGCUGAAGGACAGCGUCGAAGAUUGGAAGCUCAAGUACCAAAAGUCGCUGGCAGAGCACAGCAGCAUGAUGAACAGCGUCACCCGCGAGCUCAACACGCUGCGCGAGUCGCACAACCUGUACAAGGCCAAGCUGCGCGACAUGGAGAUGGACAACGACGAGCUCGAGAAUGCCGAGAGGAUGAUUGCUUCGUCGCUCGCCGACAUGGAGAGCCGCUACAACAAGACAAUCGAGCGGACGGCCCUGCUAGAGGAGGAGCUGGUGCAGAAGUCGGCGCUGCAGGACGAGAACCAGCGACUCAAGGACGAGCUGAGAGACCUCGCCGAGGAGGUGGCCGUCCUCCGCGACUACUCGACGCGCAGCCGGGCCACUUCCAGGACCGACACGAUCCCCGAGGACGCCAACGUCCGGCACUCGGCAGACGAGGCAGCCUCGUCCGAGGCUGGGCCCUCUUCGCUGCGGAGGCGCGAGAGGCCAGUCUCGUACACGGCCGACCGCCCGUCGUCUCGCCAGGCCCUGGCGUCGCCCACCGUGGGGCGAACCAACUUCUCCCAGCGCGUCGCUGGCAUCCAGGCCCACGCCCGCCGAGGCAGCCGGGAUGUCCGCGACCUGGUGGCCACGCCGACGAUGGGCGAGAGCCCAGACAGCAUCGUGCGGUCCAAGUCGACGCGCGCGAUCCCGUCCAUGGGCCGCGAUGGCGCCGCCACGGGCUCGCCCGUCGGACGCAGCUCGCUGCGCGACACGGUCCGCGGCCUUCCACGGACGCCGACGACGGCCGGCGGAUCCAGGACGUCUGGCGUCAACUCGAUGGUCAUGAUGCAGACGAUGGUGGCCAAGAUGAAGACGCUCGAGGGUCGGAUCAUCAGCGCGCGCAACCUGUCUUCGGUGUCGGCCGUCGAGAGCUCGAUUCCGCGGCCCAGCUCGAGGAUGGGCUCAGUGGGUCCGGGCGGCGGCGGCGGCGGUGGCGGAGCCGGCUACGCCUCGCCCACGCUGUCGCAGAGCGCGCGGCGGACCGGCCCGCGGCCCAGCCUGGAGAACAAGACCAGCAUCGCCAGCUCGAUCCCGCUGCCGACGAGCGGGCUGUCGCGCUCCACGACGCGGCGACCGAGCUCGAGGAUGAGCGACCGGGGCACGCCACCGAUGCCCAACGUAGGACUGCCGCGGUCGGCGACGCCGAGCUCGCAGCUCUCGACGCCGUACCCGGGCAGCAGCCGCGGGCCGUCGCCGCUCGAGUUCAUGGACCACGACCCAGCGGCGUUGCUGCCGCAGAAUGCGCGGCUGGGCACGGUGGCCAUCGCGCGGCGACGCAGCAGCAUCUCGAGCAACGGCCUGCACUCGGGGACGGUGGCAGCGGCGGCAGGCACGCCGGCCAAGGUGCGGGUGGGCUCGGCGCUGCCGGUGAUGGGAUCGACGCCGGCGGUGAGGCGAGAGGCGGGAGCCCGGGCAUCGUCGACCCACCAGCGGCCGCCGUCUGGCCAGUUUUCGAAAGAGGUGGGGCCGCCGACGGCGUGGAAGGCGUCGGCGCGGCGGUCGCGCAGCGGCAGCAUGGUGGCCAAGGCGACGACGGCAGCGACGACGACGUCGGUGGCGAGGGAGGUGUGA
Pseudozyma flocculosa PF-1 is the source of this 1815-nucleotide messenger RNA. RefSeq lists its product as uncharacterized. Gene Ontology annotation, cellular component: kinesin complex; centrosome; kinetochore. Lineage: Eukaryota; Fungi; Basidiomycota; Ustilaginomycetes; Ustilaginales; Ustilaginaceae. Gene Ontology annotation, molecular function: microtubule binding. Gene Ontology annotation, biological process: mitotic centrosome separation; establishment of mitotic spindle orientation; chromosome segregation. Bases 1 to 1815 code for a protein of 604 amino acids. The record is from RefSeq and is a predicted model, not a curated record. The transcript is spliced from 5 exons.